Molecule: messenger RNA, 12259 nt
Organism: Bactrocera dorsalis (oriental fruit fly)
Lineage: Eukaryota; Metazoa; Arthropoda; Insecta; Diptera; Tephritidae
Gene: Con
Product: connectin
Exons: 5
Coding region: 862-3021 (719 amino acids)
Molecular function (GO): protein binding
Source: RefSeq, a predicted model, not a curated record
UGCUGUGACAGUUGUUGUCGUGCGCUUAGUCUUCGUUGGGCGGUCUGUGUGUUAGCAACGUGUUGCUCCUCUCGUUUUUCACGUUUGACGAUUUUCCGAUUUUCUAUAUUGUUCACCCAGUAAUUGUGUGGUGCGCUGAACGUACGCGAACGCAUUUAUGUCAAAUUUGCAAUAAUAAUAAAGGAAAAACAUUAAAUAUUAACUGAAAGGCAAAACCGCACGUUCACUAAACAAAUUUCUGCCGGAAAUAAAAAUUAUCUUACAAAUUUGUAUGUGCAUAAAUUAAUUUGAAAUGUGUAAAAGUGACAAGGGCGUAGUGCUGAAGUGACACAAGAGCCGGCAUAUUGAUACACAUCAGUGAAAUACACACGCACAUAUACACAAAGGCAAGCGCGUAUAAAACUCAAUUUGAAUUUGUAGCGUGUUUGUGAUGUCGAUUGACAGCUGUUACUGUAAAUUACAUUAACUGUUUACAAAGAGUGAAUAUAAAUAAAUAAAAGUGAAAUUACAAGCGCAACAAACAACAAAAACAAACAAGUGCUAAAUGUAAACGAAAUAACUGGAAAAUAAAAUAAAGCAUUUAUCUGCAUCACGCCCACAACUGGAAGGCAGGCGCCGCCAAUAGCCGAAAAGCAACAAGUACGGAUUAACAUUUGAAGCUGAAUCGAUUUUUUCGUAUUUGUGAAACGAAUUUUGAAAAGUAGAACCGAACAAUAAUUUGAACAACCAACCCACCUAAAAUCCCACAAAAGCGUAACUUAAGCUGAAACUUUUACCCAACAAACAAUCUCCACUUAUCCGACGAAAAUUGUACACAUUCUUACCCCAGACAUCUAACAAAACACCCAAAACAACAGCAAAAUGUGGCCGUCUAACUGUCAACGGCGCACACUGCUCGCCAUCACGCUCGUCUGCUUUGCCUGCCUCGUUGCGCCCGCAGCGUCCCGCUCGCGUGACAAAGAAGGGCGUCGUCGCAGCGAUCGCCUCUCCGCCGCCUCUUCUACCUCCGCCUCGUCCACCUACUACGCCAGCAGCGGCAGCGUGAACAGCAACUAUGCGAGCAUACCUUCCUCGGCUACCAGCUCGUAUACGGGUCCCAUGGACACGACCGGCUUUUGUGUGCGUCGUCGCGAUAUGAAGCUCAUGUGCUACUGCACACCGGACGAGAAUCACGUGCCCGUGCUGAAGGCGGAGUGUUGGGUAUUCUCAGACAUCUUGCCACAGAACGAUACAACCUGGACGCGUUUCUUUCAGCAAAAGCGUUUGCGUGAAUUGAAAUUUGUCAUACAAAAUCAUGGUCGCCUGGACUAUAUACCAACGCUAGUGUUUGAGUCGUUAAAGAAUUUGACCACCAUUAUUAUUGAGUACUCACAGGUGGAUGUGGUGAAGAGCAAUGCUUUUGCCAAUCUACCAUAUUUGGAGCGUAUCAUCUUGACCAAUAAUCAUAUAGCGGCUUUGGCUCAGGACGCAUUCGCUAAUCACAUACGCUUGCGUGAGUUGAAUUUGGAGCAUAAUCAGAUAUUUGAGAUCGAUCGCCACGCUUUUCACAAUCUACCACAAUGCGAAAAGCUUUUCUUGAAUAACAACAAUAUCUCUAACUUGCAUGACAGUCUUUUUGUGGAGAUGCCACACCUGGUGUAUUUGAAUUUGGCGCAUAAUCAGAUAUCGGUGCUGACCAGCGACAUCUUUAAAGGUCUGGGUAAUUUGAAUGUGCUGAAGCUGUCGAAUAAUAACAUCAAUUUCAUCGGUGAUACUGUGUUUGCUGAGUUGUGGAUCUUGUCGGAAUUGGAGUUGGAUGACAACAAGAUUGAGCGCAUUUCGGAACGUGCUCUCGACGGCUUGAAUACGCUAAAAACGCUGAAUCUUCGCAAUAACAAGCUAAAGAAACUCGAUAACGGACUACUACGUGGCACACCCGCACUCCUCAACAUCAAUGUGCAGAGCAACGAGUUGGAGACUUUGACAUUUUAUACAUUCCAGCCAAUUAUGGAUAAUUUGGUCAACAGCACAAGUGAACUGCUGCUGUCAGAUAAUAACUUCGUUUGCGACUGUCGUCUUCAAUGGCUGUUUGAGCUGAAAAAUCGUACGCGCUACACGGCAUUGCGUGAGGCGCUCGAGACUUUCGUCUGCACACUGCAUGAUCCGAAAAUUUCCAACUUUGUUGAGCCCGUACCAAAUCACAUUUUAGAUCUGCUCAACAUCGGCAGCAGCUACAAUGGCGCCAACAGCGCCGAACUACAUCUCGGUGGCAACAAUAGCGGACGCAAACGCUUCUCCAAGUCACGACAAAAUGGCGGCACACAGCGCGGUGUCGGCGGCAACGGACAACGUCUGGGACAAAUGCAGCUAAACGCCGAUGAGAAUGUCGAUGUGAUCGAUGCCGCCGCCGUUGCACUGACACCCGAACACAGUGAGCACGUACUGUCGCUAAGCAAGCGCUCGUUAGCCGACGGCAGUGAGCUCACUGUUGUCGCCAGCAGUCAGCCGGAAGUGUACAAUGGCGCACUCUUGGCAGCCUCAGGUAUACCAGACGUCGCCACCGCCAAUAUUGUUGGUGAGAAGAAGAAGAAAUCCGUAUUGCCCGCAAAACUAAGAGAUGACUACUACGACGAAGCAGCCGGUUUAGGUGGUGGCGCUGCUGCGCCGCACGGCCUGCUGCUGGCACAACAAAUCGAACUGGGCGAAGGCUUGGACGCGCUCAAACAGAAUGCUUUGUACAAUCAGCAAACCAACGAUGUGAUUGGCAUGACCAAUACAAUCAACGAGCAUGGCGCUAGCAAGCCACAGCCGCUGGGCAUCAAGGUGUGUCUGUUCUUGUUGAAACCCGAGCGUCUGCCGUGUCACGACGAGCUCAGCGAUCCGACAGAGUUGCCAUUGUCACGCGAUCUCAUGGAUGUGCGCAGCAAUCAGGCGCAGAGCAACAUGUCUUCGGCCGGUAGCACUCUGUCAAUGGCAACGACGACCCUGGUGGGCGUGGCGGCGAUAAUGCUGCGCUUCAGCAGCAGACGGCGCAUCGGUUAAACAGCAAUGAAGGCACGCGGGUGUAAUGGGUAACAGUAAUUCUAUUGAGAUGUGUGUCUGCGUUUAAGAAUACUGCGAAAAUAUUUGUGUGUAGACAAAUGCCAAUAUGGGAAAUACAGUGGUAAUUUGUAACAAUAUUUUAUAAAAAAAAAAUUAUUUAAUUUUUUUCUUUAACUAUUUUGAAGUGAAUUGAAAAAUUUUAAUUAGAAUUUUAUGCAACGAUUUUUAGGUGUUUUUGUAUUUAAAAAUCAUUUGUAGUAGAACACACACACAUACUUAGAUACACGUGUCAGCGUAUUUAAUGUGAAACGAUCUCUUGCGUGCCCCAACGCAUUUGAAAGCCUAACCACAGAACUUUUAGCAAACACUGUAUAUAUUAAAAAACAUUGAACACUUGGAUGCGAAAAAUCUUAAGAUAAAAAAAUAAUAAGAACAACAUUUAAUGCCUACUUGAACAGCUUCUGGCGGCCAGUUUAAGCAAACUGGCAUAAAACUGGGCAAACAUAAUUUGUAGUUAGCUUAUGAUUGUAUAUAACAAAAAAAAUAAAUAAAAUAAAGCGAAAAAAUAAUACUUAAUGAAUAAACAAACCAAAGCUGUAAUGUUCAUAAACAAAAUAUUAUUAAGCAGCUUAAGAAUAAACGCUUAAUAAGUUUGAACACAAAAACCCUAAGAAAACUUGAAGACGAGCUUCAAUUAACUGUAUGCUUUUUUUGGUAUAAGAAUCUUACAAAGGCACAUAAGAAAAAAAAAAACUUAAAUAUAUAUAUUAUAAUUAAGUGUAAGGUGUAGCAUUAAGAGCAAAUGGUAAAGCACUUAGCUUUAAGCAACUCAAAAUGAAUUCUUUCGCCUGUCAGGCGGCGACAAUUAAACAUUUAAAUUAAGAAUUAGCGCCUAAUGAGAGAAUAAAAAACUUAAAUUAGAUACAUAUAUAUGUAUAUUGCUAUAUAAAUGGUAAUUGUAUUUAUACAAAACUAAUUAGUUAAGUGUAAAAAUAUUUAAAGCAUUAAAAUUGAUAAAAAACACAGCUUAUUUUGCAGCUUACAUUUUUUAUUGAAAACAUUCUAUGUUCACCUAAUAUUUUAUUUCUAAUUUAUUAAUAUUUAUUUUGUUUUUAAUAUCAACAAUCUUUUUAAUUGUGUAUUUUUCCAUGUUAUUGCAAAUAAUUAAACAAAUUUAAUAAUUAAGAGAUUUACCGUAUCAGUUUUAUGACCAAAUAAGCCACAGAGUUCAUUUAAGUACACUGAGGGUACACAAGCUCAAUGAUGAUGAGUUUACAAUGUGGCGCCGCUAAACUGAGCUAAAAUACCUCUAAUAAAAAAUUUACUGCUUAGCUCAAUUUGGUAUUACUAUAUAUAAUUAAUUUUGUACUUUUUUCUGAAAUAUUUGUUUGUGCUUUUUAAAUUUCCAAAUUUAGCUUAAUUUCGCUAAUUAGUUUUAAGUAUAUAAAAUAGCUGAAGAACAACGACUUGUGCUUGCUUUAUUUCUUUAAUAAAAAAUUACAAAAAUUUUAAAUAACGAGACUAUUUAUUCAAAAUUUAACAGGUUCUUCAAAAUUGUUUUACUUUCAGCAAAAUCAGAGAUAUUUAGUGGUACCCUUGGUAGCAAAAGAAAAAAUUAUGAAACUCAAAAAAAUAUAAAAAAAGCAAAUAUUUCCUUUCUUUUUUAUUUAUUUAAUCUUAAUGUUAUUCUCAAUCUAAAAAGUUUUUAUUAAUUAAAAUUAUUAUUAUAGAAGAUAUUUUUAGUUAAUUUCCUUUAAGAGAGCUAGGCUGAAAAUGGUAGCAUUUGUUAACGCAUUUAUUUUAGCUUUGCGCCGAAAAGUAGGCAACAUUUGCAUCAUAUUGCUCAUUUAUCUCAUAUUUCACGCUAAUCGCUUUAUUUGAUUAAAGCAAUUUUGGUGAGUAUGACACAUGUAAAAAUGUCAGUUUUUAUCACUCCGAGUCAAAUUUGAUCAAAAGACAUUUAUUUGGAUUAGAAGGCUAAACACUUUCCCCAUCUGGAAAAAAUAUUACAUCCAGCAUGAGUACUUAAACUUGUCACAGAGUUCUUAAAAAAUAUUAGAUAUAAAUCUACGACUCUGCUAUUUUAGUCUACACACGUAUUCAGUAAACCAAGAAAGUCGUAACAUUGGCUAUAUUUUACGAUUUACUGCUACGAACCCGACAUUUGUUAAUUUCUUAUUAGAGAAAUAGGUUGAGAAUGGAAGCCUUUGUUAUUAUAUUUAGUUAAGAUUUGCGUUCAAAAUAUAGGCAAACUUUUUUUAAAUAUAUUUUGGUUUAAAAAUAACAUAAUGCCAAGGAUUAUAUUUGAUGAAAACAUUUUGGAUGAGUUUAAGCAACCAAACCUGAAAUAACGAAAUUAGUUAUAUUUGGAAUCAUUGCAAUCUUCAGACGUAGCACAAAAAGGAUUGAAAGGUCGCCAAAAAAAGGAACUUGUAAUCAUUUCAUUGGUGUUGGACUUUAUUUUAAACCUAAAACCCGAACACACGAUAUGAAGAAUUAUCUUUUGUGACGUUUUGUUUACCCUAACUAGAGGGAAGCUAUAAAAAAGUAACCAUUUGUCUUUCAUUCUCUUGUCGACAAAUAGUUAUUAUGUUUUCCGGGCUAAGCGUGAUACUCACUGCUUUAAUAUAGACCUCAUAAAUUCACCCAUAUGAGCAGCAAAGGCAAAGGAUACUAUACUAUAGGAAAAGCUACUGGACAAUUUAAAUAGAAGAAAGUGCUUAUCAUGUGACAAAAAAUUGGAAAUCUUCCAGUUAACUGAAUCAUUUUGUCAUUAAAAAUACCAUAAUUUGGUAGCUUUGAAAAACAAAUAUACUAUGGUAUAUUGAAAGUGAAUAGCUCUUUCACAUCAAAAAUGCUAUUUUAUUAAUUUGAAUAACUUUUCAAACGAAUUUUGAACUUUUCCGUUCAUUUUCGAGCUAACAAAGGUCGACUUAUGUACUUACAGAUAAUUAAAAAAGAAAUAUUUAUUUAUUUAAAUGCUUUAUUUCACACAAGCAAAAAACAUAAAAAAUAUUAAGGUUUUUGAUUUAGUUGAAGUUUUUAAUGCGUUUUAUGAAAUCCUAAUGUAAAUAAAUAUAAAAUAUUGCUUUCUAAAAAACACAAAAUCAUUUUCAAUAGAAUAUUAAAAUUCGGUUAAAAAUCGUUAUAUUAUAUAUGUAUGUAAAUAUGCAGUUCAUUCGGCUCGGUCGAGCGAAUUGAAUUUCACCGCCAGAAUUGAAGAAACUGACACAAGAACACAUAUAAGUUCUAAGUGCGAAAAAACAUUUAAUUGAAAUAUUUAUAUAAACACAAUAAUUGCUAAAACUCUUAAAAAUACAUUUGCCGGCAUGUCACACUAACAAAUAAACACACACGCACGCACAAAAAUGUGCGAACUUACAAAGCAAAAAACCUCCGAUGUACUGGUGUUUCAUUUUCAACUACAAAAAACAACAAAGUGAAUGGACAUAUUAAAACUAAAUAAAUAAUAAAUGAAAGAAAAAGUGGCCGAAGUCAUAAAAAGCGAAACCGAAAAUAAAUAGAGAGUAUAUUAAGCGCUAAAAUGGAAAAUAGCUAAACAGAACUGUGUAUAAAUGUUUUUAUAUUGUUGCUGCUAAAAAAUGUGGCAACCUUCAGAUGCGUCGUAGUGGUUGCAGAAUUUACAAUAACAUAAAAAAUAUACAAAAAACAUUGAACUUGUUAAUUUUUUUCAAUAUUUCGUUUUCUACUUUUGUUAUCGUUAUUUAUAUGUAUUUCUGUAAAUACUGUUUUUUAUGUUUUGGUUUGUUUUGCUAUUGAUUUACAAUGAACUGAACUAUACAUUUUAGUUUUCAGAUAAAUAUUAUUUUUGAAAUUCCUAAAUCAUUUAUAUUUGAAUAUUCUGUAUUUUUAUCAUAUUUUGAUAUCUUUCAGGUUUGCCCUUUAUGCUGGUUUGUAACACUUCUUAAUUUAUAAAAAUAUAUUGGAGGCAAUAUUUCUGGUGAUUGUUUAUCACUUUCAGUAAAUUUGCAAAGAUCUCUUAUGAUAUGCGUUUAGUCAUAAAGAAAAUUAAUUUUAAUAAUACAACAAAAGUUGUAAAAUAUCGCAUAUUGACCAUAUUUACUAUAUUUCUUAGCAGCUUUCACCAGACAGCGAAUACCUUAUGAAAAUAAUUCCUAUAUACCGGUCUAAAUUUUAGGAUAUAUAUUCAACUUGGUAAAUUAAUUCAGAACCUAUUCAACUCUAUACUAACUGUCCAAACUCCAUUCACUAUCCUAAAGCCAUAUACAUAUAUAUACGUAGUACAUAUCGACAUGAAAACUCGACUCUUUUACUUCUGAAACUGAUUUUAAGAGAUCGUUGAUGGUUCAGAAUGUUGAUCUACGAAACAAAUAUUAUUUGGCAAUGCCUUAUUAAAAUUUUUUGGUUUUAAAUGCAUAAUAGCGAGCUACUUGGUCCGUAAAUAGUAACUAAAGAUAUCAAUGAAAAGAUUCUUUAAAGUGAGGCUAAAAUACAGCAGUAGUCUUCUACCAAUUCUUUAGUGAUAGGCUUUAUUAUUUAUUCCACUGAUCUGACAAACACGAAGGAACAAUCGAGGAGGAAGUAUUGAGAUGAUUUUAUCUCGUCAUGAUAUCCACUCUUACUGCAUAAAUCCCGAUUGGGUAUUAUUCACUUAGAAGUCCUGUAACCAAUGAAAAGAGAACCCAGCUGAGAGCGCAAGCUCCCAUCCAAUAUUAUCGAUCUCCGACAUCAUUUUAAAUUUGUAUAAAAAGUAGUUUUAUAUGAUUUAAGCUAUUAUUAUUGAUUUUUUUUUUACUUCUUCUAUUUAUCUUAUCAAAUUAAUAUUCAAUUUAUAAAAAAUACACUUUCAAAGAUACCUAAUUUAACCAAAACCUCUAUGCCUUGACUUUAUCAACUACCAUAGAUGCUUAAGAAGACGGCUACAUAAACGACGCGCUUGUAAUAUAUACAUGCAUAUAUAUAUAAAUGAUAUUUGUAAGUAUUAUAUAUUAAGUAUAUGUAAAUUGCCAUGAAUAAUGUAAACUCUAAAGCGCAGUUAGAGACUCGUAGGGUUAGUGGUAGUUCACUAGGGAAACAGGCAAAAAUACACUGUAAGCAUUCGAUUCUCGCAAAAAUAGUCAGCGGAAUUGAAAAUGCUUUUAAAAAAUUGUAUAAAAUUUGCUGCUUAAAUUUUUAUAGAAUAGAAAUUUUAUUUUUAAUAAUUAUUAAAUAUUUUUCUUUAUUUUAUUUUUCAGAAUAAAUUUUUUAUUUAUAAUAAUUAAUAUAGAAAGAAAUUUUUAGCGUUUUUAUGUUUGCGAUUCAAAAUAGAUUCAAAGCAAGUGUGUGUGCAAAUAAGGACACAAUCACACUUUCUUCAUUCUUACCACUUUGUUUCUUUUGUUUUGGUUGGGUUAUUUAUUCAAUUAUACAUAAAUAAGAUUAAUGUGUUCAUCAAAAUUGUUCGUUUUUAUUAAAUUAUCAGUUUAGUGAAUUGCGAAACUUUUUUGGUAGCCUAAGACUGAUAAUGCGAUAAUGUAUAAAGAAAAAAGGACAAAAACAAAAAAGUCUUUAGUAGUAAUAUUAGGUCUAUGAAAUAGUCAUGAUUAGUAAUGGGGAAAGCUAAAGCCAUUAAAGCAGAGAAUAUAUGCAAAAACAUCUACGGAUUUGCAUAUUUGAAUAUAGUUACAAGUACAUAGAUAUAUGCGUAAGUAAGUGUAGAAAGAACUGUCAAGUGUCAAUAUGAAAAUUUCAUAUUUAUAAAUCAAAAUAAUAGAAAUGCAGAACAUAAUACUUGUAAAAACGGUAAUAAAUGUGAGAUCGAUGAGAAGCUACAGGCAGCAGCUACAAACAUACAUGCAUGUAUAUGUAUAUGUAUAUAAAAGCACUCAGUUGUAGAUACCUAAAAUGCAUUUUAAAGAAAACCUUAUUAAAAUAUUAAAAAAUAAUAACAACUUGUCCCCCAAAACAUAGGCCUUUUCAUAAGAAGUGAAAGCGCUUUCCAUAAAACAUUUGUGCGUUGAGCGAAAAUUUCAGUUUCUUCUUCAGUUUCUUGCUGUUUAAAAUUUGAUAUAUUUUUCAAACAGAAUGAGCAUUAAAACAAUUACAUAUGCAGGAAAAAAACUGUUUUCAUCAUUUUCUUUGCUUUUAAAAAAAUAUUUGAUUUUAACAAUAUUUAAAAGCAUAAUGGACUGCUCAAUAGUACUAAACCAACUUCAAAACUAUAUAGAGUUAAAAAGCAUUAAAAUUUGCUAAGUGAAUAGCAAAUAAUACUACUUUUAGCUGACAAUCAAGGAGCUGAAGACACGGGAAAUAUGUUGAACGAACACAUUUUAUUGAGCUCAUACACUGAUUCGCAUAAAUAUUCGUACCGCAAACCAGCGCUAACUAUACAAUACACUAUUGACAAGUUUUUAACUCCAUAAUACAGCUACAAAAUUGUUCACGUUAAUUUCAGUAACUAAGUAUUAUUAUUAUUUUAUAAAAAAAAUAUUUAAAAUUCAGUGCCUAAUAUAAAGAUUUUUAUAUUCUGAACAGAUUCCAUUAAGUUUGCUGGGUUUGUUUGUAACACCUCGACAGAAACAUCGGAAACCAUAUAAAAUGUAUACUAUAUAUAUAAAUGAUCAGCGUGACGAGUUGAGUUGAUUUAGUAAUGUCCGUCUUUUGGUGCGUUUGUUAAUACUCGGCCAGUCUCUAGUCUCUCAGUUUUUGAUAUAUAUUCCUGAAAUUUGGCACUUUUUUCACCAAGAAACUGCUCAUUUGUUGAAACAGCUGACCACCAUGCUACCAUACAAACUGAACGACAAAAUCAAGUUCUUAUAUGGAAAAUUUUUUUAUUCGAAAAAUAUCUUCACGAAAUUUGGCACAGAUUAUUAUUCAAGACAUCUCUGAUAGAAUCCGAAGAACUAUUCAGAUCAGACAACCAUAGCAUAAGCCUGCCAUACAAACUAACCGACUACAAUCAGCUGCUUGGAAUCGAUCGUAUUUGGGAAGUAUCUUACAGGUUCGGUGCAACCAAAGUUAUCGUUUUUUCUUGUUAAACUUCAACCUAAACAACUUUCCUAUUAACAAACAUUGAGAUAAUACGUUUUGGAAUUUCAGACUGAUAAUUUGUCCCUAUUAUUUUCAGAAUUUACUGACAUCUUCAAUAUUCCUCAAGCGGUUUUGAGUUCUAAGAGUAUAUCCUUAAUAUAUCCGAACCCUGCUGAGUGGAGUUUUAUGAAUAUUCAUUAACGGUACUUGUAAAAAUCGGGUAUUGUCGAACGGUUUUAGAACCGAGUUCCAAGAGUGCUCGGUGCCAAUAUUUUGCACUUCAUAUACAUAUAUACACUUUGUACCAGAAAUUUUUUCAAAUACAAAAAUAACAUGAAUGUAUUCAUGUAAUUCAAAGUGAUCACCCACACGGUUCGGUUGUUUGUUGCAAAGUAUUCAAAUUGUAUUUCGGUCUAAUGCAUAUUUAACUCAAUUGAGCGCAGUUCUGUGUAGUGUAGUGUAUAUUUUUAAAUACAAUGUAAAUUUAUGCACUUUUAUUUGCAAUUCUACUUGUGCAUUUAUAGAUUCAGACUGCAUGUAUAUGUGGGUGUGUAUUCCGAGAACCCAUUAGCUUCGUGUUACAAAAACAACAUUUCAUUUAAUUUUGGCUUACAAAAAUAAAUUUCCAGAAAUUGAAUUCACAGCCAAUUUGUUAACCAAUAAUUGAUUGAUGGCAUCAAUAAAAUAGUAAUUUGCGCCAAAUAAAUAAAAUGGACUGCUAGCAAAGCACACAACUACCCACACAUACACAUAAGUGGCAACAUAACAGUUUAGAGCUAGUGAGAUUCAGCAGAAUCAAUAGUUGAAACGGUGCAUAAAAGCACAUUUCCAAGGUAAAAUUAACAGUGGCUGCACGAAAAUGAAUUGUGGCUGCAGUCAAACCACACACUCACACACAUACACAUAUGGUUCACACAAACGUAAAUGCUGUUAUUGCAAAUUGGUGGGUAAUAGUUAAAAAGGCAACAAACUGAGCGCCAUAGGACUUGAUGAACUAAUCUUUUUAAAAAGCACAAACUUUAAUUGAAAAUAUUUGCGAAAGCAAGAAAAAAAUUGCGAAAAAUAUGAAAUGUUCAAUAAACAAAACGAUUGAAGCGUAAAAAUAAGAAAUCCAUAAGUUUUAAGUGCUAAGAAGAUUCAGUAGUAUUAGCUAUAGGUAGGCGUAUAAGUAUAUGUAAGUAUUUCUAAAGUCUAAGCGGGCAUACAUUUAGAAAUAUAUAUAAAUAUAUAUAGGUAUUGUGCAUAUUUAAAUACAUAUACAAUUAUAUGUAUGUACGAUAAAUAUAUUGAAGCCAAAUUAGAGCAAACGGCAACUGAACAAAACAAAAAUUUACCACAAAAGAUUUAAUUAUGAAAAAAACAAAAAAAAAAAAUAAAAUCAAUUAAAUUUAAACUGACUAAAAAUGAAAUAAAAUUAAUGUUAAAUAUAUAUAUAUAUAUAUAUAUAAGUAAGUAUAUAUACACAGAUAUAUAGAUUUACAGCUCACAUAGCAGCUAACUCUAAGUGCGCAUACUAGAAAACGUUUAAGUCUUUUGCCAUUAGGCGUUUAAAAAUUAUUUUUAUUUUCUAUUGAUAAUAUAUAUUAAGUGAAUAAAGAAAAUUACAUCACUUACAAAGUCGGCAUUGAAAUAAUUACAGCUGUUUAUUUGUAUGCAGCAACCGAAACAGAUACAAAAUGCUUUUACUAUAAUUUAGGUAAAAUAAAACGGCUUUGUAGCGUAAAUAAAAUAUUUAUUUAAGUAAGAAGAUGAUUGCAUACACAUAAGUAAUUAUUAGCUAUUAGCAAAAAGUAAUUUAUUUAUUUAUAUUUAAUGAUAAAGCAAGGCAGCAACAGUUUUCGCAUAUUGGAAAAUAAAAAAAACGAAAAAAAAAAUUAUUUGAAAUAAAUAUUUAAUGAUACGGGUGCAAACACAAAAUCGACCACGUUUUUCAAAGCAAACAAGUUUACAAAGACACAACUCAUAUUUAUUCAACUUCAAAAGAGAACCGAAUAUUUAUUUGUUUGCCUCAAAUAUACAAUAUUGAAAUACAAAUUAUUUUUUUUUUUCGGAUUAUUGAAAUUUAAAUAAACAUUUUUUUCCAGCAAACAAAUAAAAUAUUAUUAAAAGCAGCCUGCUCUAACCCCACAUUCUAGUAGCAUUAAUUUCGUUCCUAUAAAUAAAUUUAAAUAAAUUUUAAUUUCGAGCAAAAAUUGAAAAACGCAGAUAGCCCUCAACACUAAUUAAAAUGUAUAAAAGUACCAAUUUU